AUGUCCACCAUCAGCAGCUCAAACAAUGCCUUUGCCUUGGAGCUGUUCCGCACUCUGAACCAGACAAACCCUGCUGGGAACAUCUUUGUCUCUCCACUGAGCAUCAUCUCAGCCCUGGCCAUGGUCUACCUGGGAGCUAAAGGAGACACUGCAGCUCAGAUGGCUCAGGCCCUCUCAUUCAGCUCAGGUGAAGGCGUCCAUGCAGACUUCCAGAAACUGAACGCUGACAUCAACUCACCAUCUGCAUCCUUUUUUUUAAAACUAGCCAACCGUCUUUAUGGAGAAAACACUGCCCACUUCCUCCUAGGUUGUAUCCACAUCAAUUACUCGCUUCAUAAAGACUUCCUUGAAAACACACAGAAGUACUACCAGGCAGACCUGAAGGCUGUGGACUUCGUUGCAGCUCCAGAGGCGUGCAGAGCAGAGAUCAACAGCUGGGUCAAGCAGCAAACAGAAAAUAAGAUAAAAGACCUUCUGAAGCCAGGAACAGUCAACAAAGAUACCAGACUGGCUCUGGUCAAUGCUGUCUACUUCAAGGGCAACUGGAGUAACAGAUUUGAUGAGGCAAACACCAAAGAGAUGCCCUUUAAAGUCAAACAGAAUGAGACCGUACCAGUCCAGAUGAUGUACCAGAGGAAGGAGCUUCCCUACAACUACAUUCCUGAUCAUGAUAUGCAGAUCCUGGAGCUGCCCUAUGUGGGUGAGGAGCUCAGCAUGUUCAUUCUGCUGCCUAAGGAGUCCUCAGAUGGCUCAGACCCUCUGCUGAAGUCCAGCCCUGACAACAGAUAUUCAGAAUGA
Messenger RNA from Pelmatolapia mariae (spotted tilapia), 798 nucleotides. Its product is annotated as leukocyte elastase inhibitor-like. Gene Ontology annotation, biological process: negative regulation of endopeptidase activity. The transcript is spliced from 7 exons. The coding region runs from base 1 to 798 and encodes 265 amino acids. NCBI's taxonomy places the organism in Eukaryota, Metazoa, Chordata, Actinopteri, Cichliformes, Cichlidae. The record is from RefSeq and is a predicted model, not a curated record. Gene Ontology annotation, molecular function: serine-type endopeptidase inhibitor activity.